AUGAGAAUACAAUCAGAUUCUAGGGGUAACCCAGAGCAAAAUCUCUCCCAACACUGUAACAUAGACCUGACUUCCAUAGCACUCAAGAUGCCUACGAUGAAUCACAGUAACGGUGCUGAAGACAUGAUGACCAAACCACACAUCAGAAGAUGGGAAAACGACGACAUUUGGGAGCCAGAACUGUCAGGUGUGCACACAUGUGAGCCGCCCUUGCAGGAGCCAGAACUGUCAGGUGUGCACACAUGUGAGCCGCCCUUGCAGGAGCCAGAACUGUCAGGUGUGCACACAUGUGAGCCGCCCUUGCAGGAGCCAGAACUGUCAGGUGUGCACACAUGUGAGCCGCCCUUGCAGGAGCCAGAACUGUCAGGUGUGCACACAUGUGAGCCGCCCUUGCAGGAGCCAGAACUGUCAGGUGUGCACCAGUUGCCUAGAGCAGCAGACCUCACAUCCCCAGCUAGAGCAGCAGACCUCACAUCCCCAGCUAGAGCAGCAGACCUCACAUCCCCAGCUAGAGCAGCAGACCUCACAUCCCCAGCUAGAGCAGCAGACCUCACAUCCCCAGCUAGAGCAGCAGACCUCACAUCCCCAGCUAGAGCAGCAGACCUCACAUCCCCAGCUAGAGCAGCAGACCUCACAUCCCCAGCUAGAGCAGCAGACCUCACAUCCCCAGCUAGAGCGGCAGACCUCACAUCCCCAGCUAGAGCAGCAGACCUCACAUCCCCAGCUAGAGCGGCAGACCUCACAUCCCCAGCUAGAGCAGCAGACCUCACAUCCCCAGCUAGAGCAGCAGACCUCACAUCCCCAGCUAGAGCAGCAGAACUCACAUCCCCAGCUACAGCAGCAGACCUCACAUCCCCAGCUAGAGCAGCAGACCUCACAUCCCCAGCUAGAGCAGCAGACCUCACAUCCCCAGCUACAGCAGCAGACCUCACAUCCCCAGCUAGAGCAGCAGACCUCACAUCCCCAGCUAGAGCAGCAGACCUCACAUCCCCAGCUAGAGCAGCAGAUCUCACAUCCCCAGUAUUGUCUGGGGAGUUGCGAGGUACGCGCACGAUGCUCGUACGUGCACCACGUACUUAG
Molecule: messenger RNA, 1080 nt
Organism: Procambarus clarkii (red swamp crayfish)
Lineage: Eukaryota; Metazoa; Arthropoda; Malacostraca; Decapoda; Cambaridae
Source: RefSeq, a predicted model, not a curated record